AAUCCCCUCACCGUCAGGAGGCUAAUUAGCUGGUUUCAAAUUGCCAGCCUUAAUUGGCCUCAGGUGCGUAAUUCAGCGACGCCAUUAAAAAGCGGCCAAAGUGCAGCUCCUGCGGACGGUGUUGUUUUCUGCGAAGAUAUCGGGACCAUGCUGGGGAGCCUGCUCUUCGCCCUGCUGUCUGGAUGUGCAGCGGCCCUAGUCAACCCGGGGCUGGAUCGACACUGGGAGCUCUGGAAGAAGAUGCACGAUAAAGUGUACUCUGAACCGAUUGAGGAGUUUGGUCGCAGGCGGAUAUGGGAAGAGAACUUGGAAAUGAUCAAUGUCCAUAACCUGGAGGUCUCCCUGGGCAUGCACACUUAUGAACUGGCAAUGAACCACCUGGGAGACAUGACCACAGAGGAAGUGACUGGUCUGCUCACGGGCACUCUUGUGCCAGCUGACCUGGAGAGGGGUCCUUCGCCCUUCGUCAGGGUGAAUCACACCUUUUUGCCGCCAUCUCUCGACUGGAGAGAGAAGGGCCUGGUGACGGAAGUCAAAAAUCAGGGUUCUUGUGGCUCUUGCUGGGCGUUCAGUGCGGUCGGGGCUAUGGAAGGGCAGCUGAGUAAGACUCAAGGUAUCCUGGUGUCCCUUAGUCCUCAAAACCUUGUGGACUGCUCCAUAAAAUAUGGCAACCAUGGGUGCAACGGUGGCUUCAUGUCAAAUGCCUUCCAAUACAUUAAAAACCAAGGCAUUGAAUCAGAUGCAGCCUACCCUUAUAUAGGCAAGCCUGGACUGUGCCGAUACAACCCUCAGUAUCAGGCUGCUAACUGCUCUGGCUAUGCCUUUUUACCGGAGGGGAAUGAAGAUGCACUGAUGGAGGGCCUUGCUACCAUUGGUCCAAUCUCUGUUGCAAUUGAUGCCUCCCGGCCCAAAUUUAUCUUCUAUCACCAUGGUGUGUAUCGAGACCACACAUGUAGCCAUAAUGUUAACCAUGGUGUGCUGGCGGUGGGCUACGGCACUGAGAAUGGACAUGACUACUGGCUCGUCAAGAACAGUUGGGGUGUAAGGUAUGGAGAUGGAGGCUACAUAAAGAUGGCCCGGAAUAAACACAACCAGUGCGGCAUCGCUCUGUACCCUUGUUUCCCCAUCAUGUGAUCACCAGAAUGAAGUCCAGCUGUGGAUGUGUUGUGUUCUGUUCAUGCUUGCCUUGAACCCUUGUGGUUUUAAAACGCUGAAGAUGAAAUAAAGCAUGUGAUCCUUAA
Molecule: messenger RNA, 1241 nt
Organism: Myripristis murdjan (pinecone soldierfish)
Lineage: Eukaryota; Metazoa; Chordata; Actinopteri; Holocentriformes; Holocentridae
Product: cathepsin S-like
Exons: 8
Coding region: 148-1134 (328 amino acids)
Biological process (GO): proteolysis
Molecular function (GO): cysteine-type peptidase activity
Source: RefSeq, a predicted model, not a curated record